AUGGGGAAUUUCUUGAUUCGAUUUGAUGGGAAGAGAGCUCUUGUUACCGGUGCUGGGAAAGGAAUUGGUAGAGCUAUUGCGAAAAAAUUAGCAGAAUGUGGAGCAGAAACAUUUGCACUUAUUAGAACACAGACAGAUUUGGAUAGUUUAAUGUCGCACCAAAAACCAAACAAAGUUAUUAAUGUAGACUUACAAGACUGGGAUAAAACAAGAGAGGAAGUCAGUAAGACCGGAAACAUCAACCUACUGGUUAAUAAUGCUGGUAUAAUAAGAGUGAAUUCGAUUAACCCCAGUGUGGGAUGGACAGACAUGACUCGUCCAAUCAAGGAUUUCUUGAUACCGUUACUAUUCAAGACACCAUUGGGAAGAUUUCCAGAGAUAGCAGACGUAGUUAAUGCCGUAGUGUUUUUACUGAGUGACCAGAGUGGAAUGAUUAGUGGUGAAUCUCUCCGAGUGGAUAGAGGAUUAAGUGUACAUUGA
Mytilus californianus (California mussel) is the source of this 480-nucleotide messenger RNA. Its product is annotated as D-erythrulose reductase-like. The transcript is spliced from 6 exons. Gene Ontology annotation, molecular function: L-xylulose reductase (NADPH) activity; carbonyl reductase (NADPH) activity. The coding region runs from base 1 to 480 and encodes 159 amino acids. The record is from RefSeq and is a predicted model, not a curated record. Gene Ontology annotation, biological process: xylulose metabolic process; glucose metabolic process. Lineage: Eukaryota; Metazoa; Mollusca; Bivalvia; Mytilida; Mytilidae.